Messenger RNA from Babesia bigemina, 621 nucleotides. RefSeq names its product Protein mrp homolog. Lineage: Eukaryota; Apicomplexa; Aconoidasida; Piroplasmida; Babesiidae. Gene Ontology annotation, biological process: iron-sulfur cluster assembly. The record is from RefSeq and is a predicted model, not a curated record. The transcript has 2 exons. The coding region runs from base 1 to 621 and encodes 206 amino acids. Gene Ontology annotation, molecular function: ATP binding; 4 iron, 4 sulfur cluster binding.
AUGUAUUGGAAGGUUCGCGAUAUCAUUGCCGUUCAUGGCUGCAAGGGCGGCGUAGGCAAGUCAACGGUAGCUGCCGGUUUAGCCCUCAGCUUAAAAAAUCAUGGCUGUACAGUAGGCAUAUGCGAUCUUGAUAUAUGUGGCCCCAACCUAGCGUAUAUCCUCGGCGCCGACGAUUCUUACGUGAAAUGGAGGCGAGUCGAAUUGGAAGACGGGGCCAUUAAAUAUGACUCUCAUGUUCCAACUACUUCAAUUCAGGCACAGAAGGUUUCCAAUGCAGCCGAAAACGUAAGAGUGUCGCAUGACAAUGAUGGGUUCCCUACAAUGGCCUUCGAAAGGGUUGAACCAAUCACUACUAGUCUUUUAGAGCCCAAAGUGGUGCACGGCAUCAAGUUGAUGUCUUUUGCCUUCAUCAAGUCUAAACAAGAACUAGGGUAUGCGGCCUUUAGGGGUCCAGUACUUGACCAAAUUGCUUCCGAGUUGCUUCUAAAGACAGAUUGGGGCGAGUUGGAUUAUCUCAUCCUUGAUCUCCCCCCCGGAACUGGUGAUGUAAUCAUAUCCAUUCUGGAGGAAGUUACGCUUUCUGGGUUGGUUGCGGUCUCAACUCCGCACGGUCUGGGGUAA